Spodoptera frugiperda (fall armyworm) is the source of this 1441-nucleotide messenger RNA. Its product is annotated as chymotrypsin-like elastase family member 2A. NCBI's taxonomy places the organism in Eukaryota, Metazoa, Arthropoda, Insecta, Lepidoptera, Noctuidae. Gene Ontology annotation, biological process: proteolysis. Gene Ontology annotation, molecular function: serine-type endopeptidase activity. The coding region runs from base 130 to 1014 and encodes 294 amino acids. The record is from RefSeq and is a predicted model, not a curated record. The transcript has 7 exons.
AGAUAAGAUAGCAAAUAUAUUUUGAUAAACAUAUUUUAUGAUUCAUUGGCAGCGGCAGUUGUAAUCUAAUUGUUGGGAUGACAGCAGAGUGAUCUAAGAUUUGUGUUAUUCUAUUUUAUUUUGACUACAAUGAAGAUAUUUUGCAUUUUCGUGCUGGCGCUAUGCGGUGCCGCCACAGCGAGCGUAGAACGUGUCACCGGAGGAAAUAUAGCACAACCAAAUCAAUUCCCUUCUGCAGUGUCAAUUCAACAUACAAUGCAGGCAGAACCAUCUAGGUUAAUCCAAGGCCAUGUGUGUGGAGGUACAUUAGUGACGCGCUUAUAUGUGUUGACAACUGGUACUUGCAUAAUGCAGACACAAGAGCCGGACUCUCUUCCCAUUAUUAUGAAUCAGUAUAGAGUAUAUGCGGGAGGGGUAAAUCUUCUGGAACACAAUGUAGAUCGGAUUCGAAUCCCAGUCAACAUCACUCUGCACCGUGACUACAUUGGACCCCCAGCAUAUGUCAAUAAUCUUGCUAUUAUUGGCCUUAACGCUCCGUUUGGAAACGAUAUAAUUCCGGUGGCUUUGCCAAGUGCAGGCUCCCAGCUUCCUACCAUGACACAAUGCUACGCCGCUGGAUGGGGAGCCGAUCACAUUAACUUCACUGAAAGCUCUGUUCAACGAUACGUUUCGAACUACAUAUAUGACCAGCAAAUUUGCACCAUCCGGUACAAUCUAAAUUCUUGGAUGAAUAUACUGCCCAGUAUGUUAUGUGCAGCGUCUUGGGACAUUGUGUCAGCUGGAUGUACAGGUGACAUCGGUAACGGUUUGAUAUGUAAUGGAACAUUACAUGGUGUCCUGUCAGUAUCAAACAAUUGCCACGGUAAUGGUGUACCUGAGGUGUACGUUCGAGUCGCCGACUAUGUCCCAUGGAUCAGAGAAGUCACAGGAGCUUCUUCUACCAUCCAACCAGGAAUGGCUAUGCUAGUGCUAUUCGCUAUUGUUCAAUUUAUAACCGUGAAGAUUAUAAGUUAAAGAACAAUUUACUUUGCAACUGAUACUGAUAGAAGAUGGAUCAAAAUUGCCCCACGUCUUGUAACAAAGUAAUAUUACUUUAUGACAGUUUAUGAAUCCCAAAAAAUAGAUAUAAUGGUAUAAAAAAGAUGGCACAAUUUUAAACCAAUUUUCUUCUAUAUGAAGAUAUAAAUAAAUAAAGUUGUAUGGAAUAUGUCACAUUUUUAUAGGACGUGGGGUAAUAAUUAUUAUUGUAUGGAUUAUGAUCCGUCUUUUUCUAAUGAUAUUGUCGAUUUUUUUUUCGUUAUAUUUAAGUAAAUGUAAUCUUGAUUAUUGUUUGAUUGCAAUUCAAAACAAUAAAUCACGAAGUGAUAAAAAAUAAAUAAUAUUUUAUCAGGAACAUGCAUAUAUAAAAGAUUAGCGUCUAAUUAUACAUAUUUUUAAAUGA